AUGUGUCGUCUGCAAAUUGAUUGCCGGCUGCUGAAGUUCUUCCUUCGUCUGUUGCUGCUGUUGAUGAUGGCAGUGCCCCAGACAAAGGCGUCUGGUGUGUUUCAGCUUCAGAUUGAAAGCGUGCGAAACAUCCGCGGGGAGACAGCUUCCGGGAACUGUUGUGACGAGGGCUUGGUGACCCCAGAUGGGUGCAAGGAUCCCUGUGAAACCUUCGUCAGGGUGUGUCUAAAGGAGUUCAUGGAUCGCGUCACCAUGGACGGAUACUGCACUUUUGGUAACUACACAACCGAUGUUCUCGGCGAGAACGAGUUUAAGUAUCCUUUGAACAGUCCGGAUACCCUGAUACAACUCCCCUUUGACUUUGCUUGGCUG
Candidula unifasciata is the source of this 372-nucleotide messenger RNA. The record is from the annotation of a GenBank genome assembly. NCBI's taxonomy places the organism in Eukaryota, Metazoa, Mollusca, Gastropoda, Stylommatophora, Geomitridae.